UCUUCUCCCACAAAGAGGCAGUUCGCUCUCUCUUUCAGUCUUUUAUUUAUUUAUUUAUUUGCGCUCCCUCUCUCUCUCUCUCUCUCUCUGUGUGUUUUUGUUUUGUCCUUCGCUGCCGCAGCUGCGGUGUCAAACACAACAUCACGGAGGGAGCAGAAGCCAUAAGAUGAAGAAACGCUAUGUGGACGCGAACAGGCUACGGAAAAUGAAAAAACUGAAAAUAACGGAGAAGCUGUCUGAGAGUGCAUACACCUUUCUGAAGUUUAUGAUGAUGUGGACACUGGUGCUGCUGGCAGAUUUCAUCCUUGAAUUCAGACUGGAGUACCUAUGGCCAUGCUGGCUCUUCUUUGGCAGUGUAUACACCACUUUCCACUGCCACGGAUUGGUUAUUUGUGUUGUUUUUGUUUGUGCUGCCUUCACUCUUGACAUCUUUUGUUUGAUUUUUGUUCCUUUGCACUGGCUAUUCUUUGUGGCAAGCACCUAUGUAUUAUUCAAUUACAUAUGGCACACAGAGAAGGGCAUCUGUAUAUCGACGGUGUCCCUGUGGAUUCUGCUUGUGUACACAGAGGCUUCACUCCGACUGAAAGACCUUAAAACCUCUCACGCCAACCUGUCUCAUCUUUUUGCUGCGCACUGUAUUGGAUAUCCUGUUGUAUAUUUGGGGUUUGAUGCCACCUGCUACUUCACCAACAUCUUUAAGCUGCGCAUACAGAAAGCUGUGCAGAGUGAGAAUGACUUCCACAUGCACCUGCUGCAGCACUCGCUCCCUCCAGGCCUGCAGGUUUUCCCCAAGACUGGCACAGAUGGCAGCAGCAACUCAAAAUGGAAGAUUAAGCCCGAAUCGAGUCAAUAUCAGUGUCAGAAUGGAGCUGUAGUGGCCCAUGACGAGGUACACACUGUGGAUUGCCUCCAGAUCCGGAGCGAGGAGAAAGCAACAGAAAAGGGAACGCAGGAGGUGAAGUCAACUGAAUCAAACCGGCGUCCAUCAUCAUCCAAACACAGUGUCAGUGAGUCCAGAGAGCUGCUCCACAGUUGGACAGGGGCACCAGAAUCCUCUGCAACCCCAGAUAAUCUACCUCAAGAGGAGCAGGGAAGCAAAACCACUCGGGCAGCUAAGAGCUCCUCUCCAAAAGCUCGUAGAGGCAGUACAAACACUCCUUCACCCCCUGCAGCGAGGACUGAGAAAAAACAGAGAUCCAGCUCAAAGACAGUCAGCCCCAACCGGGAUGUGACAGACAAGAGUAGCACAGCAGCUCAGAAUCACCACGCUGAACAGAUCAGCAAGCUGGAACAGGAGCUGAGGAGGCUGAAGGCUGAGAUGCAGGCAAGCAGGCAGAGUGAGCAGGAGCUGCGAAGUCACGUCUGCAACUUGACCAACAGCGAGAGGAGCCUGAGACCAGAGGUCUCCCUGCUUAGACAGUCCAACAUGCUGCUCCAAAGCAAGAUUCUGUGUUUGACUAAAACCAAGCAGCGGGACAAACAGACCAGUGUGGUGCUGGAGAAGAAAACCAGAGCAGAGACAGAGGCCAGACUCUCUGCUGAGAAACAGUUGGCUGAACUUCAAGCUCAGAAACUGGAGGAGGCAGCCAGCACAGCGCGGAGUCUAACAAACAGGCAGGAACACUCUGAAACCCAAAUGUUAAGGAAAAGAGUUAAAGAUCUAGAGACAGAGUACAAACAACUACAGCUGGAGUUUCAAGUGAAAGAGAGUCGGGUGAUAGAUCUAGAGAGUGAUGUUGAGGCUCUGGGAAAGUACCGCUGUGUGGAGAAAGAGACAGACAUGCUACUGUCCACUCUGUCAGCCAUGCAGGAGAAAGCUCAGCACCUGGAGUACAACCUGAGCGCUGAGACUCGCAUCAAACUGGACCUGUUCUCCGCUCUGGGAGACGCCCGCAGACAGCUGGAAAUCGCUCAAGAUAAAGUGAUGAGGCAGGACCGGGAGAUAAGUGAGAUGAAGCAGAAAAUUGCGGAGGUGAUGGCCGUCAGCCCCGGCGUUUCCUACAUGGCUCCUCGGCCCCCGGUGCCGCAGUAUCUCACUAAACUACUCAACUCUGAGCGCUACAUGCUGAAUCCAAGAGCGCUUAUGUACCAGUGUCUGAAGAAAUAAAGGAUCCUCAGACCUCCUUGUCAGACCAGACCCAUCUAUCCUAAAACGUGAGUGAGAGGGGUUUAAUGUAUUUUUAUUACAGAGCUAAAUGACACCACAAAGUCGUCUGCUUCCAGCCAUGAGUGGAACCAGAACAAGCCUCCACAAGUCGAAUGCCUUUAGCUGCACUGAUGGUGCUAACUUGACAUCAUUCUGUAGUUUCCUCCCACAUCAACAGUUGAAGAGUUUCACUCUCAAAUAAGAUAUCCAAUAUGCAGAGCUGCUGUAGGCACGAGUUUUACAUAGAUCCACCCGCCCCAGCAGCAUAAACCACCUAAUUGGGAUUGGAUGCAAAAGAGAAAAGCACAACAUCUCUACUGUUUCAGACUCUGGAGGUUUGUCUAAAUGAGAAUCCGGUGCUGGGUUUGGACAUUUUUACUGAAGAGACUAAAGAACAAAUCAAGUGUUUCCUAAACAGCUGUAAAUGUUUUGUCCGAACAAAGCUGGACCAAGUCGAUCUGCCUCUCUCCUCUAGGAUCCAAAAUGAUCCCAUAUCAGUAAGUAUGAAUUCAUUGUUUUCUCAUGUCACAUGAUUUCUGAUUAUUUAAGUUUUACAGAAAGAUAAAUCUCAAUACCCUGCAGCUGAAGACAACUCUAUAUAAUGUAGUUCCUGGCAUGACAGUAAAAAUAACUAUUCAGUUUUAUUUUAGUCUUAUUCUUAUACAAAGUUGUAAGAUUUCAGGAAAUAUAAACACCUUUGUUUUAAUUAUUUUUACAGAAUUUUCUUGAUCUGCAGUGAUACUGAGAAUAUUUUUAAAAAUAACAUGGUCGAAUUUCAGUUCAUCCAAUUGAGUCAAAUGAUUUUUAGUGUUAAUCAGAACAAAAUUAUCUAAUUGACCUUUCUACCUGUCAUAAUAGGAAGAGCACAGGCAUUACUAAUAACAUCAACAACGGCGUCAGCAAGAAAAAUAUCAGGGCCCUGAAAUUAAAGCAGCUAAACAGAAAUUAUCCAUCAUUCAUUUUAUUUACACCUCUGCUUUUCCUACUGCGACAUGUCAAAAUUUCUUCUGCGGAAAAAAGACCAUAUCUCACUACAUGUCAUACUCUAGUAUGAUUAUAGUGAGAUGAUAAAUGAUACUAUUGAAUUAUCUCCUAGUCCUAGUUGGAUCUGUUUAUGGACUUAUUCUGAUGAAAUACAAAUAUUCUACAUACAAAUCUCUUAAAGCAUAAAUCCAAUUAUUAACAGACAUUAGCAUAUUCUAAUUGUUUUCUUAACUAUAAAACAGGAUGUUAUUGUUGAGGUCUGUAAAUAGAGGAUUAUUUGAAUUGUACUGAAAUUCAGACAAAAGUCAUUGGUUUAUUGAAUCAACACUUUAAAAUACAAAUAACAUAUUGUCUGAGAAUUAGACCCUUCAGAGUUGGAAUAUUUCUAUUUAAAAGGUGCCGUCUUUGUAUGAAGUUUCUACACUGCUAUCAGGGAGUUUAAUGAGAACAGCUGAGUGAUGUUUAAUUGUCGGAGCGACCUGAUAACAGGAGAUACAGUAAAAGGAGCUCACUGUGAGCUGCGAUUAUCGGUUUGUUUCCACUGACAGCUAAUAAUAACUACAUUUUAACGUUUGGCAGCUCUCUGCUCCACAAUGACAAACUUAGAGAAAAGAGAGACAGUGUGAAAAAGUGAACUGGUUGCCCCUUUUGUUAGUCGGUCACAAUUCAACUUUUGUCCAUGAGUUAAAGUGGAGUUGUGAAUAACAAGGAAUGGUGUUGACCAAACACAGUUCAUGAAUUUAAUUACUGUGCCUAUAUACAUUACUUUCAAAUUGGGAAGUAAAACACAAUUUUAAUGUGAAAGAGUAAUGUGUUUGAAUUGAAGUGCUAUGUACUGUUUUUGUAG
Toxotes jaculatrix (banded archerfish) is the source of this 3977-nucleotide messenger RNA. RefSeq names its product macoilin. The record is from RefSeq and is a predicted model, not a curated record. Bases 167 to 2107 code for a protein of 646 amino acids. The transcript is spliced from 11 exons. Gene Ontology annotation, biological process: neuronal signal transduction. NCBI's taxonomy places the organism in Eukaryota, Metazoa, Chordata, Actinopteri, Toxotidae. Gene Ontology annotation, cellular component: rough endoplasmic reticulum membrane.